Messenger RNA from Synchiropus splendidus (mandarinfish), 2587 nucleotides. It is a transcript of the gene tmem98, whose product is annotated as transmembrane protein 98. The coding region runs from base 206 to 880 and encodes 224 amino acids. The record is from RefSeq and is a predicted model, not a curated record. The transcript is spliced from 7 exons. Lineage: Eukaryota; Metazoa; Chordata; Actinopteri; Syngnathiformes; Callionymidae. Gene Ontology annotation, cellular component: endoplasmic reticulum.
CAGCCCCGCGCGCGUUCCCGUUGUCGGUCCGGAGAUGUCGGCGCUGUCUCCGGCGGAGGGAGAACUACUUUGUCUCCCCGAAGAAUGCGGAGGAGCGCGCCUCUUAUGAAGCCGAACCAUCUACCUCUCUGCCCUCCACAGCUGAGCACCUGUCAGUAACCUGACUUUGACUUGUUGCGUCGCUGUCGGACAGUCGGGACCCACCAUGGAGACGGUGGUGAUCGUGGCCAUCGGGGUCUUGGCCACCAUCUUCCUGGCCUCCUUCAUCGCUCUGGUGGUGGUGUGCAGACACCGCUACUGCCGCCCUCACGACCUGCUGCACCACUUCGACUCCAAACCCACAGUGGACCUGAUUGGGGCCAUGGAGACCCAGAGUGAGCCCUCAGAGCUGGAGCUGGACGACGUGGUCAUCACCAACCCUCACAUUGAGGCCAUCCUGGAGAACGAGGACUGGAUUGAGGACGCCUCAGGCUUGGUCUCCCACUGCAUCUCCAUCCUGAAGAUCUGCCACACUCUGACCGAAAAGCUGGUCGCCAUGACGAUGGGCUCAGGUGCGAAAGUCAAAGCCCCGGCUAGCUUGAGUGACAUCAUCACCGUUGCCAAACGCAUCAGCCCUCGGGUGGACGACGUGGUCCGGUCCAUGUACCCUCCUCUGGAUCCCAUCCUCCUGGACGCCAGGGCCAACGCUCUGCUGCUGUCCGUCAGCCACCUGGUGCUGGUGACCCGUAACGCCUGCCACAUGUCGGGCAGCCUGGACUGGAUCGACCAGUCACUGAACGCGGCUGAAGAUCACAUGGUGGUUCUGCGGGAGGCAGCGAUGGCGUCGGAGCCCGAUCGAAGCUUUCCCGCUCUGGACUUGCAGCGAGAGCAGUCCAUCUAAAGGCGGCAGGACAACAGGAAGACGGAUCAGCAGGGGGCCCUUCACACUUCAGCGGGCUCAUCACACCUGCCUCUCCUGAGCGCGUCAUGACUCCGCUUCUCUCCUUCUCCACAGGCGGAGUCCUCCAUGUGCUCACACGGCUCGGGCUUUUUUCUUCUACAAUUGGACUUUGGAAAUUUGCUCUUGGGAACACAUCACCCAGUGGUGGGCCUAAAUCCAAUCUCCCCCAGCACUGCUCGGUCACAUGGAGGCUUAGUCAGCUAAUCCAUUCUGAGGAAAAUAACUCUGAGUUAGAGACCGCAGCUGAGGGGGCUUGGACUCCGAGGACCAGAUGGAAGACUAACCAGGCUGUGGCCGUGACACUGGCACGUCCUGUGGACACUAAACAGCCAAUAUUGCUGAUGCUUUUGCCGUCUUGAUAGACACCAGCUAUCUUCUUCAGUCAUCUUUGAACUCUUGUGGGGUUAGAUUCAAGCAGGAACCUGGUUUAAACAGGAGAUUUUCAACGCGACAUUCCACAAUUUCAGGGUUAAAUAUCUGAUAAAUAAACUAGUGGGACAAAUAUUUCAAUAUAUAAUAAUAUUUUUUCUUUUCUUUUUUCCUUUUUUUCAAACACUUGACAGCUUCUAAUUCUGACUUCAGUCUCGUGAUUGACCUUUUUGAGUUCCUGAAAAUGUGUUUUCUGAGUGAAAGGAGGGAGCAGCUUGUUUCAGAGGUGCAAGAGAGCAGAUCAUUGAGGAUGCAGCGCUGCGUCUUAUUUAGAGUGUGGUUUCCAUGAAUGUUCACGACUGAGGAUGACUAUUGGUUGUAGCUGCAGAAUGGAUGCAGGCUCAUGCAGCGUUUUUUACGGUGUUUGAGCGAUGGUUUGAGGUUUUUAUCUGGCUGUCAUUUUGUUUAUUCGUCGGCUUGUGUUGCUUUUGUCAGCUCCUGAACAAAGGUUCAAUUUUUUAUUUGCAGUUACAAAGUGUAUGUAGCUUUUGUAUGCUUCCUCUGGGCUCAGCCUUCAGCCGUUCACCGGGUUCUGGAACCAGAGAGGCUCUAUAUAAAUCGAUAGAAUUCGCAUCAUCUACAGUGAGUUCAAACAGGUGGCAGUAGUGGUGUUACUGUAGCACACAGUUUUUUAUGAACAGAACCAAAGUAAAUUCAGAUGAAUCGAGGCCACAAAAAUGCCGUUGUUCAUCAGUUAUCCUGUUCUAACUAAUCCUGAAAGUUUCAUUGAUAUAUGUUUUUGAGUUAUUCUGUUAACAUUUUAACUGAAUAUUUCUCUUGUCAAAACCAAGCACCUCAGCCUCUGGCUCAGCUCUUUAUCUGCCACAGCUGCUUCAGAGUUAGGACGAAUGUGAAGCCUCGACGAUCCAAGCGACCCGAACUGCUGUCAGAGGUGUGUGGUGUUGUGCGGCCGUUGUGUUCGGGGCCAGUGGGAUGUUGUCGCUGUGUGUCGACCAGCUCAUGCGGAGCUAAUCCUAAGUGUCUCAGGAGUCCUCAUGAAGCGCUUCUCCCACAGCCAGGAGGAACACAUGAGCCCUGGAACACUGGCACCAUCACCAUGGCCACAGUGAAUCAUCUCUGUCAGGAGAGCUGCUGCUUCAAGCGCUGCAAGUUCGAUGGAACCUCGCUGAUUGAUUUAGAACAAUCCUUUGUUGCCUUGUGGUUUACAUGAUAGAAGCCUUCCUCUGUUCCUUACUUUCACUUCUGUCGUUCCGAAAU